Syngnathus typhle (broad-nosed pipefish) is the source of this 3024-nucleotide messenger RNA. It is a transcript of the gene cxxc4, whose product is annotated as CXXC finger 4. Gene Ontology annotation, cellular component: nucleus. Gene Ontology annotation, molecular function: methyl-CpG binding; zinc ion binding. The coding region runs from base 596 to 1465 and encodes 289 amino acids. The record is from RefSeq and is a predicted model, not a curated record. The transcript is spliced from 3 exons. Lineage: Eukaryota; Metazoa; Chordata; Actinopteri; Syngnathiformes; Syngnathidae.
AAUUUCCAGCCAAUGAUCAGUAGGUGUCCGCAUCUCCGCGUCCUCACCUCAGCACCAAUCAGCCACACGCAGCGACAGGCAACUAGCGGCGACGGCGGCGGUGGCGGAGCGAGCAGGCAGGCAGGCAGUCGGCGAGACGCGCGCAUUCACACUCCACAAAGCUCGGGAUCAGGACGCACAGCAACUCCCACUCCUCCAACCAGCACGUCAUUAUUGUGAGGGGGGGAGGGGGAAAAAAACACCGUUUAUGCGUGCACUUUUUUUUUUUGCUAACAAAGUCGCUACCAACUAAAAAGAUGGCUCUUUUGUUUUGAGCGCCUUUUGGAGUCCGCGCGUCUCUUUCUUGGAUUUUUUUUGUCUUCUUCUACCGCCUGCAAGCCGCGCUCCACGCAUCUCUCAGCGGUAAUGUGCCUGUGCACAGCCGCAGGCUGCUAGCGCCUCAGGAGCUCCGCUCAACGGGAACCUGGUAGAACCGGACCGGAUAGUUCAGGAUGGUACCCGGCUGUCGGUAAGCAUCUGGAGUUUCGACAAAGGCCGGAGUCACCUCAGCCGGACCCCCGCUUCGUCCUUAAACGCCGACAAGCCCUCGUCAGCCAUGGCUAACCUAAGCAGCGCGCUUUGCAUCGAAAACGGACAAAACGCGGACGUGUCGCUUUUACAAAAGGAUAAUCUCCAGGACGGUGGAUUAAGCCAGCUUUUGGAUUAUAACGCCGAAAUGGAAAGGUACCGAUCUUUUGCCAACUUUUACAAAACCAACGGGGCGUUCCCACAAGCGGCCAAGAUCGCCCGCAUCACGACGCCCAUUUUCCCCAGCGCCAGGAUUGGCAUGUCCCCUUGGAACUGCGAUAACGCCAUGCUUUGGGGGAGGAAAUCAGCGGCAAUAAACCCUAAUAGGACCGGCAUGCAUAGAAAUGACUCCCAGAGGCCGGGUAAGCCUGGCGUGCCGCCAGAGACGCUGCAAAUGGCAAAUAAUAAUUUCCUCUCUACCUUAUCCCCCGAACACUGCAGACCUUUAGCGGGAGAAUGCAUGAACAAGCUGAAAUGCGGCGGCGCCGAAGCAGAGAUAAUGAAUCUCCCCGAACGCGUUGGAACUUUUUCAGCUAUUCCGGCUUUAGGGGGCAUCUCAUUACCUCCCGGGGUCAUCGUCAUGACAGCCCUUCACUCCCCCGCAGCCUCGGCAGCCGUUACAGACAGUGCGUUUCAAAUUGCCAAUCUGGCAGACUGCCCACAGAAUAAUUCCUCGGCAUCCAGUGGAAACCCGGCAAAGAAGAAGAGGAAAAGGUGCGGGGUCUGCGCGCCCUGCAGGCGGUUAAUCAACUGCGGCGUCUGCAGCAGUUGUCGGAACCGCAAAACGGGCCACCAGAUCUGCAAGUUCAGGAAAUGCGAGGAGCUGAAGAAGAAGCCCGGCUCGUCGCUGGAGAGGACGCCGGUCACUAAUGGCGAAGCAUUCCGGUGGUUCUUCUAGAAACGCCAGCCGCCGUCAUCCAUCAACCGACAGGAGGUCACGAUGGACCGUGGACCGUCUGCUCGGAGCACGUGACCCAAAGCGCCCCCAAAACGCACGCACACACACAACACACAGACACACACGGACCCGAGGGCGGAAUACAAAGCGGACAUACCUGACGGGACGGAGAAUUUGACAAAAACAUACUGGAUGUUGUUUCUUUUCGGUGUAAUUAUUGUACCUUUUGACAGUAUCAUAAUGUAUAUUUUUGGUGUCUUAUGAAUGUGUUUUCAGUGUUGGCGGCCGGGCGGGAAUGGACCGCCGCCGCCACCGAGUUUGUGUAAAGAAAGAACUGGAAAAAGGACAAUCUUUUUGGAACCACACAGAAGCCGUCCCGACGGGAGGACAUUUGGAUUGAUAAUAAACGCAACACACUUUACUCUGGAGCAAUAAUUAUUCAACCUUCUUUUUCUCCCCAUUUCGCUUUUUUCACUUCCCAGGAAACAUCCGGAAGCCAUUUCAGCAUCAACAUUUUUUUUUUUGUCUCGGUGAGGCAAGAAAGCCCCCCCCCCCUUCCGUUUUUUCUUUAGAUUUGUGAUGACUCGCUACAAUACAGGGCACAUUGUCUUGUGUGGUGGGUUGCACUUUAAAAAAAAAAAAAAACUUGAGCAUUUAUGUCAUUGGAGGGGAUCGUGAUGGAAGAGUUUGGAGGUGUAUUUUAAAAAAAAAUAGGAUGGAUGUCAGCGACGGUAUUGUCAUGAAACCCUUUCCUCUUUGACACCAAUGAAAGUACACUUAUACAUAUUGAACAUAUCAGGUGUUGUUCUGGAGCUGUGGGGGGUGAGGGGGGGUCGCGCCGCUAUCCCCCCCUUAAAAAUGAUCCUGUAAGGCUGGAUUCACACUGCUGGUCCAAGUGCACAAUUCCGAUUUCAAGUCGAUAAUCCUGAUUUUUUUUUUUUUUUCCUUCAACUGACUUUUACCCAAUAUGGCCUGAUGGGACAUGAAACAAGACGCCCAAAUUGCAGGAAAAUAACUUUGCAAGGAUCAACAUAAGUAACCAAUAAUUGAUCAAAACAUAUUUAACUGAAUUGAAUAUAUUCAGAUAGCAUAUUAGGAUUGUAUGCAAAAUGAAAUAAUCUUUGUAAGUUUCACCUGAGUUGUUAGUGAAGGUCUUUUUUUUUUUUAUAUAAGCGUAAUGUCCGGUGAGUUGGCAAUAUUUUAUUAUUAGUUUGUAAUAUGUUUCAGUUUUGAACCAUUGACAGUUUUAAAAAGGUGUGUUUCGAUGACGAGAGAUUUUAUAUGAAAUCUGUGCGUUCACACUGCACUCAAACCAGAUUGUCCCCGAUAUGCAUCAUCUGACUCCUGGCAGUUUGUUUUUUUAGCUAUCAUGAUGCAUUCUCGAAUUUUGCCACAAAUCGGAAUUGUCCCCCAUCGUGUGAAACCAGCCUCGGUUCCUCAUUGUCCUGACCCCUGUUGUUGCAUGUGCAGAUGUGUUUUUUCCGUUUUAAAAACGACUUCAGAAUUUGUAUAUUGUUGUUGUGAUGCUUUUAUGUGUUCUAAUAAAAUAACUUCAAGUA